AGGAGGGGGGGGGAAGGAGAUGGACUACCUCCCCCGCCUACACCUCUAGGAGAUGGACUACCUCCCCCGCCUCAAGGAGAUGAACUACCGCCUCCUCCUCCUCUAGAUGAUGAGUUUCCUCCUCUUCCAGAAGGUGACUUUAGACCACCACCCCCUGAUGAUGACCAGCCGCCACAAGGGGAUGAGUUCAGACCAGUCCGUCAGGUGGUACUCACUACUCCAAGAGCACCACUGACACAGAAACUGUCAUCCCCAGCGCCAACAACAAAAGCUUUGUUAACUACUCCAAGACGAGUCUUAGCUACAACCACCGCAUAUCCAUAUUGGUUGUACGAUUGCACUGCUUAACCUGAAGACAGUUGUUGAAUAAAUAUGUAUUUAAA
This is a messenger RNA of Biomphalaria glabrata, 383 nucleotides long. RefSeq lists its product as uncharacterized. The annotation marks the transcript as partial. The record is from RefSeq and is a predicted model, not a curated record. NCBI's taxonomy places the organism in Eukaryota, Metazoa, Mollusca, Gastropoda, Planorbidae. The transcript is spliced from 2 exons.